Siniperca chuatsi (mandarin fish) is the source of this 4561-nucleotide messenger RNA. RefSeq names its product prostaglandin D2 receptor 2-like. Lineage: Eukaryota; Metazoa; Chordata; Actinopteri; Centrarchiformes; Sinipercidae. The record is from RefSeq and is a predicted model, not a curated record. The transcript has 2 exons. Gene Ontology annotation, biological process: complement receptor mediated signaling pathway; phospholipase C-activating G protein-coupled receptor signaling pathway; positive regulation of cytosolic calcium ion concentration. Gene Ontology annotation, cellular component: plasma membrane. Bases 2870 to 3991 code for a protein of 373 amino acids. Gene Ontology annotation, molecular function: complement receptor activity; G protein-coupled receptor activity.
UCCCCAACUUUAGCUAUUAUGAGCCCACUGUCCUGAGUUAUACCUGAGGUCUUGUUAGCAGCUGGCACCUGACCUGCAUAGAAAUGCACAAAAUUAUAUUAUUUAUACUUUUAAAACCUAAUCCCUCUCGCUCAAAAUUAUAUUCAUGCACAUAGAAACAAUAAAAAACAGUGUAAAAUACUUACAGAUUUCACUGAGAAGCACAAGAAAAAUGCAAAGUGGCAUCAUCCCUGAAGCUCUGCAGUCUGUAUCCUCUGUGUUGACGGAUGCACCCAACUCUUAUAGGAGACGAAGGCUGUUUGUGAUUGGCUAAGCUGACUGGUUUGGUUUAGACUAGCGAUUUGUUCUGUUGCAAAAGAUGAGUCUGAUCAGGUGACCAGUGGUGUAAUUUGGAUUGAAUGAGUCUUUUUGGAUACAUGAUUGUUGUUGUACACUGGAGGACAGUAGGUGUGACAACAUGUUUGUAUAGCAUACCAUGAAAAGGAAAUUCUCUCAACUCCAUUUUUGAAUGGAGGCGUAGAUGUUGGUGCAUGUCAGUGUUUAUUCCCCAUAUGCACAGUGCUUAGAGGUGAUUUUGUUUCAGUCUGGAAAAACAUGCUGCACUCUUCGGUCAUGACACGAGUUUGUCAUUCUGUUUGUUAGAUUUAGAUGUGCUUAUGUGAUUAUUUAUAGGAUUACUAGUGUAAGAAAGUGUUUUUUUUUCUGGAAUGUGUGUGUUUAAAUGGUUAGCCUCAAUGGGUUGAAAGGGAGUGGGAGAGAUGCAGAGAGAAUAUCAGAAAUCAGGUCAAGUGUUUCAACCCAUCUAAAGUACUUUAAAGUUAAUGUUCAUAACGUCAUGGCUGUGGUUACAUGUCUUUUCAAUGUGACUUUGUAGGUCCCAUCAUGCCAGUGAUGCCCCACAGGUCAGAUGUGACAUUUGUUCCACUACUUCUCCUUGGAACAACACCCCAUGUACACAUCGCCAGACGUCUUCCGUUUAGAGGAAACCACAUAUGACAUUUACAACACUGCUGCACAGAGUGUUUUUGUUCUUCUUUUAGUGUUUAUAAUUGUGACUAUAAUUCAAUGUUACCUUUCUGCCCUCUACUGUUUUAAUUAUUCUUUACUUAUUCAUGAUGUGUUAUGUAGCCCUCAAUGCCGAGUGCAGCGUCAAAAAUGUUUGUAGGUAAAAGGAGGAAGAAGCUUGAGAACCAAGGGAGGAAAUGGGAGAUUGCAUCUCAAAUGUCACAUUUUGAGAUGGACUGCUUCCAUUCCUAUUAUAUCACACUCAUGUAUAUCACACCUUGUUCAUACAGUAUGCUCUCCAUUAGCUUCUGCCACAAAUGGGCACAUGGUGAGAAUACACAAAGCAGCAACUUCCUGGGCUGAAAAUAUAGUCAAUGCACAAGUGCCGAAAACUGUUGUUCCUCGAAUCGCCACUUUAGGCUGGCUCCAAAAGCGAGUCAAUCUCCAUAAGCCCCCAUGUUAAAAUGCCCAACUUCACAGCAGAAAUAAACAACUGCACGGGGGGUGAAUUUUUAUAUGACUCACACGUUUAAAUUACAUUAAGGCUUAAAGUUAUGCGUGACAGGUAGGUGCUGUCACAGGUGACUGGUUUCUGCUAAAAUACUUCAACGUACGUCAACCAUAGUAUCUUUGAAAUUUGAAUUCUCCUCACUUUUUGUGUAAGGAAAAAGUUAAUACUGUGGCUAUUGUGCAUACUUUUCCAUUUUGAGUGGGCAACUGAGGGCUGGCCAUGUCAACUAUCGUGGUGCGCUGUUUGGAGCACAUCAUAGCCCCAUGUACUAGCCUUUGAUUGUUGAAAUACAGAACGUGUCUUUCUCCUUUUCCAACACACACACAUACACAUAGGCUAUGUACCAUUUAAGACAUCAGUCAAACAUUUGGGGGCAGCAAUUGUGCUGUUAAAUUUGUAUUGGGCUCUGAAAGUGGACGCUAGCUAGCUAGUUAUUCAAGCUUGCUAACAUUAGCACUGGUUUCCACUAGACGUUAACUUUUGUUCAUGCUUUUUCAAUACCUGCUGAGUCAUAGAGAGGCGAAGUCCCUCCCCUUCUGGUGUCCCCCAUUGGGACCUUAUUUUGGAAAAAAUAUGUACGGAGACAAAUAUUUUUUUGAUCCCGUUUGAAUUGUGCCAUGAAUUACACAUAUGAUGUUUGUCAAUUUAAAAGAUAAUUUUGCAAGUCAAGAAAGUCGCAGUUUGUCGUAGGUUUGUUGUGGUAAAAUUCAGUUUUGGAGGAAACCGCUCAGUAAGCUACAUCUCUAGCUUGCACAAUAUACGUCACCAACACCAACAUGGCCGUCCCUUGUAACGUUAGUUAACCUGAUUUUUUUUAAUGUAAUCUAUUUCUGUCAGAGUCAAUGGUAACGCAGUUCGAAUUCAUUUCAAAAAUAUGGCAACGUAUUGUGCCGCAUUCUAGUAAAUCUUUUUAUAAAGAGAGUGGCAGUCAUUUAAAUUAUGAUUUAUUUGUAGUACGUGACAUACAAACAACAAAAAUACCAGUAUUGUCCUCUAAACAGUAGCUGGCUAGAGAGGGUUGAAGAAUUUGCUUCACAUAAUAGACUCAUGGUGCUCGAUUGUAACAUGUGGUUACAAGUUUUCACUGUUCGUGUGUGUAUAAUUGUGUAGGAGCUUGUGUUUCUGUUGGAGUGAGAAAAAAUGUUGUCAGAUAUUUGCAUCUGUUCCCACGCUUUAACCUAAUUUAGUAUUUUUGGUCUAAUUCCCUCAUCCUCUCCCUUGCAGAUUUAAUAACUGUCAACUCAUGCAGCAGACCUUUACCAAGCAAAAGCGGGCCACUGCAGAUCUCAGCAGUGUGAAGCAAAAGUUAAAGGACAUCAGCUUAGUACAACAUCAAGACAUUUUUUCUCCAAGAUGGUCAACCACAUGGUGAAUAUCAGCAGUAGCCCAUCAAACCAAACAGCCACGAUGAGUUCUUUGAGUGUUUUCACCAUUUCCCUCCAUGGCUUGUUCUCUUCCAUUGGCAUCGUAGAAAACCUCCUCAUCCUCAUAGUAGUGGGCUUCCAUGUCCGCCGCUCUAUAAUCAGCAUCUGGAUCCUGAAUCUCGCAGCCUCUGACCUGCUGGCCACUGCUUCCCUGCCCUUCUUCACCCUCUACAUGGCUCGCGGCCACACUUGGACAUUGGGCACAACUUUCUGCCGCAUCCAUUCCUCCAUCUUCUUUCUCAACAUGUUUGUCAGUGGCUUCCUGCUGGCGGCCAUUUCUAUGGACCGCUGCCUGGUAGUGCUGAGACCCGUCUGGGCCCAGAACUACAGGAGCACCCGCCUAGUAGGGAGGAUAUGUGGGGUGAUUUGGGCCUUGGCUGUGUUCUGCACUAUCCCCUUCUACAUAUUCCGUGACACCAUUACCCAACCUGACGGCAAGAUCCAGUGUUACUACAAUUAUUCUCAGUUCCUCCCUGCUAAACUUCCUCCCUUUGACCUGGAAUCUUUAUGUAAGCAGCGCAAGGAGGCCUUGGCCUUCAUGAAGCUCUUUCUAGCCUUCCUGAUCCCUCUACUAAUCAUCAUCGUCAGCUAUGCUGCCGUGAAUUCCAGAUUGGCGCGCAGAGGCUGCCGACGCCCUUUCCAUUUUGUUCGCCUUGUAGUGGCCGUGGUGGUGAGCUUUGUACUCUGCUGGGCUCCAUACCACUUAUUCAUCAUCAUGGAGGUGAUGGCCUCCAGUGGGCAUCUUAUGCAGAAAUUUGCAGCAAGGGCCCUCCCAACUGCAGCAACCAUCGGCUUCCUUAACAGUGUCCUUAACCCCAUUCUGUAUGUGUUCAGCUGCCGUGACCUGCGCAAUAAGAUAAGACAUUCUCUUGGUGAGGUGAUGGAGAGUGUUCUGGCUGAGGAUCUGACAGAGCUGGCCCGACGCCGCAGCAGUGGUCGCACUUCUAUCAGCACCACCACGUUGAGGCCGAAGAAUUCCAUUACAACCUUGUGUCUGGGAGCAGAAGAGCAAGAGCAGGAUGAAAGUCUUACUAACCCUCCUCAGAACUGAACAAAAAUGUACCGUAAAUUCUCUAAUAGUGGCCAGGCUUUUAUUUUACUUCAUCUGCACAGAGAACCAGCCUUUAUUUGAAACAGGCCUUUAUUUGUAAUUUUGGAGUUAUAUCUUAUCAUGUUUUAGUAAGAGACCCCCCGUUUUCGGAUCUGUGUUUGUGUUUGCUUAACUUAUCUGACUGAUCUCACUCUAGCAUGCAUUGUUAUAUUCCCAAGAGCAUUCAACAAUUUAGUCAGCAUUACUGAAGUAUACAGUGUGUACUGAGUACUCACACUAGGGUUGUGCUUGUAGUGCAGCUCUUAACUUCCAGAUUAGUGACAACCGCUUGGAUUUUGAUUGAUGUGUAUAUUUUUGAAUGAUGUUAACAAUAGCUGUACUUGGAGAUACAGUAUGUUCUUGCUAUUUUAAUAAAUCCCCCCAUUGUGCUUAUAAUAGAAAAUAGAUGCCUUAAAUGUUGUAUAAUAUAUAUGCUUUAGUGUCCAUGUAAUGUCUGUACUUUUUAAUACUGUAACAUUUUCUAAACAUUAAACAAAAAGCACUGUGUUGCAGCAUGACACUUGCCUUGCA